AUGAAUGGAGAAGAGAUAAAAUGCCCCUGUUCUAGGACAAAAUGUAGAAAUACGAAUUUUCGAGAUGUCGAAGUUGUGAAACUACAUGUCUUGCAGUCUGGGUUUGUUCCAGAUUACUAUGUCUGGAUUCACCACGGUGAGGUGAAUGUCCCUCCUGUUGUUCAGCAGCCGGUUAAUGAAUACGAUUACUAUACUGAGGGAGGGGGAGAUUUAAACUCCGACGAGAAGAUGUGUCAUCCUUCUGACUCUCCGGCGUGGAAACGGUUCAGUGAGUUGCAUACAGAUUUUGCCGAUGAAACAAGAAAUAUCAGACUAGGCUUAUGUACUGACGGGUUUCAACCAUUUGGUAGUUUUGGAACACAAUAUUCUUCCUGGCCAGUCAUUGUGACGCCGUAUAAUCUGCCUCCAGGCAUGUGCAUGAAGGAUGAGUUUAUGUUUUUGACAAUACUUGUCCCGGGACCUGGAAAUCCAAAAGACCAGAUGGAUAUAUUCCUGCAGCCGUUAAUAGCGGAGUUGAAUCAAUUGUGGGAAUCUGGAAUUCGGACGUAUAACCUUCUUCCGCCCGAAGUGUGGGAGCCUUUAACAGAGCUAAGUAUCUUCUUCAGAGAAUUAACUGCCACAUCGCUGAAAAAGGCAGAUCUUGAGAGAUUGGAUCUUGAUAUCCCGAAGAUACUGUGCAAGUUGGAACGUAUUUUUCCACCGAGUUUUUUUAAUUCGAUGGAACAUCUCCCCGUACACCUUCCAUACGAAGCUAUGAUGGCAGGACCUGUUCAGUAUCGUUGGAUGUAUCCGUUUGAAAGAUACCUGAGAAAACUCAAAAAUAAGGUCUCGAAUAAAGGCAGAGUGGAAGGAAGCAUCAGCAGCGGAUAUUUAUUAGAGGAAACAGCGAAAUUUGCAUCUUUCUAUUUCAAGGAUGGUGAUCCGAUGCUACCAUGUCGGAUGCAAAGAAAUGAAGUUUGCGAAAUGGACGUUGAUGAUGAUGUCGACAGAUUAUCCAUUUUCAAACCGAAAGGGCGACCUAUAGGUGCUUCUCGGAACAGAUAUCUGGAUGAUGUUGAAUAUAAUGCUGCCCGAAGCUAUAUCCUUCUGAAUUGCACUGAAAUCGAACCUUUCAGAGAAGUUUUUGAAGGCGAGUUGUAUGAAAUCAACCCCGAAAUCACACAGACCGAAGUUGUAGUCAAGUUGGAGAGUGAAUUCGCCUUUUGGUUCGAGCAAUAUGUGAAAGACCAAACUGUCUGUACCAAUCCCUAUAUUCUAAGUCUUGCAGAAGGACCGCUUAGAUCGGUCAAAACAUUCAAGGGGUAUUGUGUGAACGGGUUUAAAUUCAAUACUGAAGAAUAUGGGGAGGAUCGGGUUACAAUGAAUAGCGGAGUUUGUGUAAAAGGAUCACUCUACGGCCCGGCUGAAAGCGACUUUUAUGGAGUGUUGACUGACAUUAUCGAGUUAGAGUAUCCAGCUCUACCGAUAAAAAGGACGGUCUUAUUUAAAUGUAAUUGGUUUGAUCCUACGAAAAAAGUUGGUAUGUUAGCCCAUCCUCGGUAUAACAUAGUGGAUGUUAAUCACAGAAAGAGGUACAACAAAUAUGAACCCUUCAUUUUAGCUGAACAGUCCGAUCAAGUACAUUACUUACCUUAUCCUAGCAAAAGGCGAGACAAAAAAGACUGGUGGGCAGUAUGCAAGAUAAAAGCUCGCUCUGAGAUAGACAUGCCUGAAACAACUGUUCCAGCUUUCCAAGAUGAUAGUGCAGAUCAUCUGCUCGAUGUCAUAACAAAUGAAGAACCGACAAAUUUAGUUGAUCCGAAUGGCGAGGCGGACGAGGCUGCAUUACACAACCCUCCAUUAGUAGAGACGGAAGAUGAUUAUCCACCAUCUUCAUCAGACGAUGAAGACAUUGGAGCGGCAUAUAAUAUAGAAAUUGCAUGA
Mercurialis annua (annual mercury) is the source of this 1923-nucleotide messenger RNA. RefSeq lists its product as uncharacterized. The transcript has 6 exons. Bases 1 to 1923 code for a protein of 640 amino acids. The record is from RefSeq and is a predicted model, not a curated record. Lineage: Eukaryota; Viridiplantae; Streptophyta; Magnoliopsida; Malpighiales; Euphorbiaceae.